Molecule: messenger RNA, 2795 nt
Organism: Cotesia glomerata
Lineage: Eukaryota; Metazoa; Arthropoda; Insecta; Hymenoptera; Braconidae
Gene: Neos
Exons: 5
Coding region: 176-2251 (691 amino acids)
Molecular function (GO): RNA binding
Source: RefSeq, a predicted model, not a curated record
GGCACUGAUUUAGUGAUCCCUGCAUUGAAUAACAAAAAAAUGGUUGAGCAUUGUUACUGAUGUAUAAAUUAUAAUAAAAACUAAAAAAUAUUGAUAACAGAAUAGUUUGUGUUUCUAACGUGUAAGUGAAUUGUCAGCAGUUAUUUAAAUAUUACAGAUAUUUAAUAUCGUGAAAAUGGCAGCGCGAUUAUUAAAAGAUCCAGCGACGGCAAACUGUCGUGUGUUUGUUGGUCACCUACAGUCCGAAGACAUCAGUAAAAUGGAGUUUGAACAGCACUUUUCAAAGUACGGUAUGGUUAUUGGAUCAUUAAUAAAUCGUGGUUUUGGAUUUAUACAGUAUGAAAAUGAAAGUUCUGCACAAGCCGCUAUACAGAACGAGAACGGGCAAAUGUUUAAGGGAAGAAGGAUUGAUGUUAAGCCCGCUAAGAAAGACAGUAGUGGGGGAGGAGGUGGUGAUCAGAAGAAUAAUUUCUCAUCACCCCGCGGUGGUGGUAAUCAAAGCUUCAAUCAGAAAAAUACAAGCUUUAAUAAUUCAAAUUGCGACACUUCGUUUGACGAUAACGAUAACAAAAACUCGGGUAAUUCGGGUCACGAUGGGUUUAAUUCCAAUGAUAACAAUAAUCCUGAUGAUGACAAUGGCAAUGACUACCAACAAUUUAAUUCGAACCAAAAUGAUUCGUUCAACAACGGCAAUAGUGGAGGUAGCGGAGGUGCUAGUAACAAUAAUCAAGGAAAAGAUAAUAAAGAACAGUUUAAUUCAAAUAAUCAGAAUAAAAAUAAUACUAAUAACAAUAAUGCAAAUCGUAUGGACGAAGAUAAUAGCAAUACCUCAUCUGGAUCACAAAAUAAUCGCAGCGGAGGCAACCAAAAUCGACCUGGUAAUAAUAAUAAUAAUAACAAUAAUAAUAAUAAUAACAAUAAUAAUCGUAAUCAAGGACAAGCUAAUCCUCGACAACGUGGAACUCGCGGUGGAAAGAAUAGAAACAAGAACCGUGCUGGAGGCGGGGACAAUUCAGGAAAUUUCCGAGAUCGUAGUCCGCUGAAUCGUGGGCCAAUGAACCGUGGUCCUGGAGGUCCAGGAAACGACGAUAAAAAUAACCGGGGUGAUUGGGGUGACCACAAUAUGAUGCGUAAUAAUUUUAACCGAGACAAUUUCAACGACAACAACCGUUUCGAUGAUCGAUUUAAAGACCCAAUGGGUAUGGGAGGAGGCCCAGGUCUUGGUAUGGGUCUAGGAGGUCCUGGUAUGGGACUCGGUAAUCCCGGUUUAGGUGGGCUUGGUGGUCCUGGUCCGGGGCUUGGGGGUCCAGGACCUGGUGGGCCUGGUAACUUUGGUAGAAUGGGUGGGCCAAGUGAUUUUCCUAUGCCUCAAGCUGCUCCAGCUAUGGAAAAAAAUGACUGCGAAAUUAUUGUCGUUCAUAAAAAUUUGACUGAGUACGCUGAAGCUAUUGAAGCGCGUCUAAAAAAGAUGGGACUUACUGUCGAUCUUCUAUUUCCUAAUGAAGAAGUGCCACUGAGUCGUGUGCUGGGUAACAUUGCCAAUCGUGGGUGUCUUUAUGCCGUCGUUAUCAUGCCAAUUAACAUGGAACAUCAUUCACUGACUCUGAAUAUUCUUCAUGGAUUACCUCAAGAGCACAGAAACAUGCCAACAGAAGACGCAUUGGCAUUAAUUAGUCGUGACUUUAGUAAUUACAAAUCCGGUGGUCGCGGAGUGCCAUUUAAUACGCCGUUUGCAAGUGACAGACACCCAGACGCGAUUCAAGUACUCCUGAAUAUGUUGGCAGACAAUCACCAGCUGACUGUAUUACAGUACGAGCGUGUAAUAAAAUACCUUGAAGUAAAGCGCGAAGAACAAGUACAAGUUGAGUUGGGAGACGCUAAAGAUUUGGCUGGAAAUUCUUUGGCUGCUAAAGACCCAAAGCAAGCUGAAUUGCAGUCCAGAAUUUUAAAUAUAUUAAACAGUAAUAAAACAAAUGCUCCGGUACCAAGUCCUGUACCUGCACCGGCGCCAGUACCAGCGCCACUUUUGCCAGUAUCAACAACAGUGACGUCAUCCUCAACUUCAACUACUGGAACAGCAGCAGUAACUCCAUCGCCGCUGCUGAAUGAUCCUACAGUACAAAAAGCCCUCGACAGUCUUCUUCAAGGAAACUUAUUGAAAAGUAUCGGGGAUUCGCAGCCUGCUUCCAGUGUCAGUUCAUCUGCUCCUCAGCCACUCUUCGCAGCAUUCUCAAAUAUAAAUCGUUUCUAAUCAUAUGAUUAUUAUUAUUAUCAUCAACUACUAUUUAAGUUCAAAUAAUUAUUGUAACAUUUUUUUAAAUUUUCAUUCAGAAAUCUUUAUUUAAAAAUUUUUCUGCUUAUUAUAAUUGUAUACUUAUAUACACAUUUCCCGUGAUUAAAUUUGAAGCAUGUGUGUACAUUCCUACACAUAAUCAAACUUUUCAUUAAACAAUGCCAUAUAGUAUUGCGAUAUGUGAAUUCAAUAUAAUCUUUUAAAUUUUUAAUUAAGAGGAUACUUUUAUUAAAUUAAAAAAAAAGUAUGUUAAAAAUUUUUCCACAAUUUAACACGAAUAAAUGCUUAGAUUUCUUCAAUUUAUGGAAUUUUUCUUCAAAAAAACAAAUUUUUUAAAGAUUCCUCUUAAUUAAUUAAGACACUUAUAAAUGGAUUUGUCACAGUAAUAAAUAAUAAAUAAAUAAAAAUUGUAUUACUUAUUUAAAAAAAAAACUAAUUUGUAUUAUAAUUCCACGUUGGCUAAGGAUCUAAAAAAGAAAAACAAAUUAAAUUAUAAAUAUAA